Molecule: messenger RNA, 690 nt
Organism: Caenorhabditis sp. 36 PRJEB53466
Lineage: Eukaryota; Metazoa; Nematoda; Chromadorea; Rhabditida; Rhabditidae
Source: the annotation of a GenBank genome assembly
AUGCAAAAUUCCCUCCUCGUUCUCUGCGCCUCACUUUUCUCCGUGUCUCUUGCCGGCCGGGAAUGCGUGUGGGUGCUUGGAAAAGUUGAAUGUCAAAAGGACGCGACGAAAGUUUUGAACGUCGAAAUCCGCGUCUGGGAUCGUGACGGGCCCGGGCCACUGCAACUCAUCGAUCCGGACGAUCUCAUGGGGUUAGCUUCGAGAAUGCACAGCUGCUGAUAUAAAAUUUGAAUUUUUAGAGUGACAUUCUCAAACGACGACGGACGGUUCCAGUUGGACGGCUGCGGAGACGAUUUCGAUUGGAUUCCGGGGGUCAAAAACGUUCCGGAGCCGUACAUCGAAGUUAGUUUCACGAAUACGUUUUCCAAAAAAUGAAAUUUUAAAAGGUUCGGUGCUACAUUUGCCAAUUUAGGGGCUGCUUGACUCAUUUUUAAGUAUGGCUCUUGAAAUUCUCUGUUUUUUUUGCUUGAAAUUUUGAAGAAUUCAAACCUGGGAAAACAUUAAGAAGACAUAGAAAAGUCAACGUACAUCUUGCAGGUGCGUCACUACUGUAACGACGAGAAAGGCGAGAUGUUCCAACUUCCGGAGUUCAGCACGUUUGUCCCGAACACCUAUGAUAUCGGAACGAUAAUUCUGGACAAGGAGACACGUGGCACGAAGACGACCACGAAAACCGACCCGACGCAGUGA